Molecule: messenger RNA, 7297 nt
Organism: Labeo rohita (rohu)
Lineage: Eukaryota; Metazoa; Chordata; Actinopteri; Cypriniformes; Cyprinidae
Gene: opcml
Product: opioid binding protein/cell adhesion molecule-like
Exons: 7
Coding region: 544-1584 (346 amino acids)
Biological process (GO): cell-cell adhesion
Cellular component (GO): cell-cell junction; neuron projection
Molecular function (GO): cell adhesion molecule binding
Source: RefSeq, a predicted model, not a curated record
GUCAGUUUUCUCACCUAUCCGAGCACAAGAGCACCACCGACCGCGCGCCGAGCGCGUUCUCUCUGACUUCAAGAGUAUUUCUGCCUCUUUCCACACACAGCCAAGCCGUUUCUGCACCCCCGGAGGUGUUCACGCACUGAACAUCCUCUCGCAGUUGCGAUCAGUUUGUGCGGGUCCAAUUAAAGUGAAUUUGAAAACGACGAGGCUCAGAACGAGGCUGAAGCAUCUUUAAGAGCGCGCGCAUCUCUCAGAGAGCGCGAGCAACAUAUGUGCUGCCUCUGAAGACUCGGUACAGCAGCUCAGUGUGUCUGAAAACGCUCGAAAAAACGUUUCACCCGACUGCAGAAAACUUUCAAGGAAUAUUUACAAGCAUUUUGAAGGGAUUUCCUGUCAGUAACACUGAGCAAAACUAAUACUUUUGGAGAUAUUUAGAGGACGGAAUACGAAGUGAACGCUGCGUUCCGAGGGGAAUCACAUUUACGCUCCUUCAGUUACACGGUUCUUCUUUGCGGACGGAAGUUUCCGAGUUUUCUGCCGGGAAAAAUGGGCAUAACUGGUUAUUUUGAGCUGCAGUGGAAAUGUCUGGUUGUUGUGGCUCUAAGACUGCUGUUCCUUGUGCCCGCAGGAGUGCCAGCGAGAAGCGGAGAAUCUUAUUUAAAGGACAACAUCACUGUCAGACAAGGAGACAGUGCUGUCUUGAAGUGCAAUGUGGACAACAAAGUAUCACGGGUGGCGUGGCUCAACCGGACCACUAUCCUCUUCACGGGGAAUGAAAAAUGGUCGUUGGACCCCCGGGUGGUUCUACUAAACACAGCAGUCACCGAAUACAGUAUAAAGAUAUUAAAUGUGAACUUAUACGACGAGGGGCCGUACGUGUGUUCCAUCCUCACAAACAAGAAACCAGAGUCAACAAAAGUGCACCUCAUCGUACAAGUUCCUGCCAGGAUUGUAAACGUAUCUGCGGAUGUUUCAGUGAACGAAGGCAGUAACGUAAGCCUCAUGUGUCUGGCCAUCGGGCGACCUGAACCCAGCAUUCUGUGGAAAUUCCGGUCUUCAAAAGGUGAUGGAAGAGGUAGUAGAAUCAUUACCGAGGGCGAAUAUGUGGAAAUGACUGGAAUCACCAAAGACAUGUCCGGCUCGUACGACUGCAUCACGUCAAAUGACAUCUCGCCUCCAGACGUGAGGACUGUUCAGGUUACCGUAAACUAUCCACCUGUCAUUUCGCGAGUUCGGAGCACAGGAACGGCUGUCGGCCAGAAAGGAGUACUGUGGUGCGAGGCAUCUGCGGUUCCUCUGGCAGAUUUUCAGUGGUAUAAGGGAGAACGCAGACUCUUCAACGGACUCAAUGGGGUCAAGAUCGAAAACAAGGGUAAAGAGUCCAUGCUAACAUUCUUUAACGUCUCCGAAGAGGAUUACGGGAACUACACCUGUGUGGCCAUGAACACGCUGGGAAUAACAAACACCAGCAUUAUUUUGAACGGCCCCGGAGCGAUACACGAUGUGAACAACGCAGCCUUAUCGCCAGCCAGCUCAUUCUUGCUUCUGACUCUCGUUUUAACUCUUUCGGUCCUCAGCAAGUUUUGAUGCUAAAGCAGCGUGUCCGUUUCUCCGUGCGCACGCAGACUCACAGUCCCACACACCGAGGAGAGUACUUUAUCAGUUAUUAUUAUCGUCAUCAUCAUUUAAAUUAUUUUGCCUUAUGUUUAAUUUUUGAAGGGAAAUGUCUGUGUGGGUUUAUGGGUCUGUAAUAAGAUGCUUUGGGAUUUAACCGUGUUUUGAAACAGUGAACUGGACUGUGAAUGGAGUCAGUUUGUUAGCUGGGUAGAAAUAAUAAUAGAACCACUAUAUGUGUCUCUCCAACCUUUUGUAUGUGAAAAGAGAAGCAAAAAUUCAUGUAAUCGUGAACUGAAUGGUUUUUUGCUCAGUAUUGAACAGUGUGAAUUGAGGUUACUGGUGUCUUGUUUUCCUGUAAAAUAACAUGAUUUUUUCAUUUUUAUUUUCCUUUUUUUUUUUUUUUUUUUUAAAAUAAUCGAUAAAAACGACAAAUAGCAAAAAAGAAAGAUAGAAACAGAACUUAAAAAAAAAAAAGCUUCACUGGGCCCAGAAAGUAUUUGGACGCUUAAGUCACACUUUAAAAUGUCUGAAUGUCAUUAAACCAAGCAAAUCUUUUUUUCCUUGCAACUAACUUCAAUUUUCUUGCAUUUCCAUUUUCAUAUUUUUACAUUUUUUCCUCUCAUCCAAUACCCUUUAAAGGUGUUUUUUUACUGGAUGAAUAAAGUCACUUCUCUAGUAUCGUUCAUUACAUAAACUACAGUAUGAACAUUGACUUUUUAACAAUUAUUUCAAAAAACAAACAAAUAAAUUUUAGAGAGAGAGAGAUAAAUAUUUUAAUUAUUAUUAUCACUGGAGUAAUGGCAGCUGAAAAUGCAGCUUUACCACAGAAAUAAAUAAUAUUUAACAACAUAUUAAAACAAAAAAAGGAGGAAAAAAAGAAAAAGAAAAACAGUAUAUAACCAGUCAAAAGUUUUUGAACAGUAAGAUUUUUAAUGGUUUUAAAGAAAUCUCUUCUGCUCACCAAGCCUGCAUUUAUCUGAUCCAAAAUACAGGAUAUAAUAAAUUCUCAGCUGUUUUCAACAUCAUAAAUGUUUUUUGAGCAGCAAAUCAGAAUGAUUUCUGAAGGAUCAUGUGACUGGAGUAAUGAUGCUAAAAUUCUGCUUUGAAAUCACAGGAAUAAAUUACAUUCAAAUAGAAAACAGCUAUUUUAAAUAGUAAAAAUAUUUCAAAACUGUUUUUGCCGUACACGUUGGAUGAAAUAAAUGCAGGCUUGGUGAACAGAAGAGAUUUCUUUAAAAAAAGAUUAAAAAUCUUACUGUUUAAAAAAUUUUGACUGGUAGUGUACAUCAUUACUUUAGUAAUAAUAAUAAUAAUUUUACUAUUUAUUUUGUUUUAUGUUUUAUCUAACACAAUGACAUUCACGCACUGUGUGGCAUAAAUGUCCAAAUACAUUUUAGGGGAUGCUGUAUGUGAUAUUUGAUUUACUGUACAUGUACAGAUGUAUGCAAAUACUGUUCACACACACACAUAAGAUCUAUGCGUUCAAUAUAAUAUAGCACACAGUUCCUAAAAACAUAGCGCAUCCUCAGUGCUCAUCUGCCAUUGACGCUGUUCAAACGACAAAGGAAUCACAACGAUAACCUGCACGUGUACUUGUACUGAGCUGACAUAGUUACAAGCAGUAGGAUAUAGACUCCUUACCUGGUCUAAUAUGUUUUAUGCUGCUCUUAGAGAAGUUUUUAGUGUAGACGCAGACAGUAUGCCCUAAUGUAAGCUACAUAAAAUCUGUUCCUCAUAUAAAGACCCUUUAGGAUGACAGCUGUUGUGAGCUGUAUAAUCAUUAAGCGUACCAAAUGGGACAGAGGAACUGAUCUGAACAACUCUGAAUAGAGAUUUCCUCUAUAAAGUCCAAAAGAGUUAUUCGUCUCAGUCUUGAUCUCCACAGGUCACGUUUCAUACCACCAAAUAAACAUCAGUCAUUGAAUAUUUUGUUGUAAAUCCCUUUCCAGAUUCACUUGUGUUGUUUUAAACAAAUUGAAUUUGCUUUGGAUGACUCUACUGAAGAGUUUCAACUUCUUUCUCAGGUUUUUGGUGCUGAGUUUCUUUUAAGUGAUUUUGUAUUCUUGAGUCUUGAAGUAAAUUUGACAGAAGCCAAAACUGUUAUCGCAAAUGAUAUAAUAAAAUGAUGAUAUUUAAUAACUUCUGGGGACAAAGAAGUCCCAGUAACAGACAUAUUUCCUUGCGUAUCUUUGGGUGAUAACCAUCAAUUUAUCCGUGAUCUUUAGCACUAAUUUCCACACUAAUAUAAUGUCAUAUAAAUGUCAAAUUGUGCAUGUCUGAGCAGGUCGAAGAAUAUGGUAAUCUCAGAUUUCAUCUAUUUCAUAUCCCGUAUCUUUCCUUUCAUAAGUCUGCUGAUUUAGCAGCCGUGCUUUCAUACUUGUUACUCUAUGAAAGCCGACCCGUCAACACGCUCAUAAGGGACUUUGGAAACCCAACAGAAAUGUCCACUUAUCAGUAGCCGGCAGUGUAUAGAAGCUUAAAGGAACAGCUCACUCAAAAAUGAAAAUUCACCUUCAGGCCAUCCAACACGAGUUUGUUUUAUUAUCGCAUUUGGAAUACGUACCAUUACAUCACCUGUUCAGCAAUGAAUCCUCUGCAGUGAAUGGGUGCCAUCAGAAUGAAGUCCAAACAGUUGCUAACAAUGGUUUGUAGUUAAAAAACGUCUUAAGUGUGGUUUUGUUUUAUUACAAACCAAGGUUGUCGCUAACUAUUAUUUUUGUAAUUGAGUAAUCGUUGAUUAUUCUGAUGAUUAAUCGAAUAAUCAGGUAAUGAUUAUUUUUUGUGGUAAUAAAAAUAGGUCCAAGCAAACAGAUUACAUAUACAUUAUAUAUAUAUAUAUAUAUAUAUAUAUAUACACACACACACACAUACAUAUAUAUAUAUAUAUAUAUAUAUAUACAAAUAGCAACCAGGCAACAAUAAUUAGUUAAAAUAAAGCAUCGAAAGCAAGUAAUCAUAUGUGGCCCUGGACCACAAAAACCAGUCAUAAUAUCAAUUUCUUGAGAUUUAAACAUUAUCUGAAAAUUGAAUAAAUAACCUUUCCAUUGAUGUAUGGUUUGUUGAAUAGGACAAUAUUUGUCCAAGAUACAACUAUUUGAAAAUCUAGAAUCUGAGAAAAAAAAAAAAAAAAAAAAAAUUUGAGAAAUUCAUCUUUAAAAGUUGUCUAAAUGUUUUUAGCAAUGCAUAUUACUAAUCAAAAAUUAAGUUUUGAUAUAUUUAUGGUAGGAAAUUUACAAAAUAUCUUCAUGGAGCAUGAUCUUACUAUCCUAAUGAUUUUUGGUAUGAAAUAAAAAUCUAUUUUAAAACAAAGUAUUGUUGGCUGUUGCUACAAAUAUACACAUGCUACUUAUGACUGGUUUUGUGGUUCAGGGUCAGAUAUGGUUUUAAUAAACUGAAAAGUUAAAAUACAUAAUGUAUUAUAAACAAUAGAGCUAAUGUACAUUCCGAUUGUUUUUACAGAUUAACUGCGCGAUCUAAUAUUUGUUUAAUAUUGCAUGAACAACAUUUAAUUCAAAUGUCCACUUAAUCUUUAAUAUAUGCCUAUUUCUUAAGACAGAAAUGCGACAACCACUGUAAUUUCUUUAAUAUGUGGACAUUAAAAUGUGUAAACUCAGAGAGUUUAAACUUUUAUUUUGAAAUCGUGCUGAACAGUUAGCAUAUUGAGAAAGAUACUAAUGUAUUCUCUUGUGUUUGCGUAAGUUCAUUAUUAUUUACCUUACAAAUGUGAUGAAAUUGCAUUCCCAGAUGAACGUUAUAAUAAACCCAAAUUCACAACAAUAUGCAGAGAUGGAGUUUGAGACGCUCCACACGUGUAAAUAAGAACUGUUUCUGUGGAGCAGCAUUUACUGUGAACGGAGCUGCUCUGAGACGCACGUAUGUAACCUACACGUAUAUAAAUAGUUAAAGCACAGAUACAGGUUUUUUUUAAAUAGAGUACUCAAAUUGAAUCGAGGAAUCGUGACAGCCCUGCUGCGUUUUGCUUCACAAGACGUUAUUUGAUGGACUGGUGUCAUGUGGAUUAUUGUGGUAUUUGUGUCAGCUGUUUGGACUCAACCCAUUAACUGCAGAGGAUCCAUUGGUGAGCAAGUGACAUAUUGCUAAAUUUCUCCAAAUCUGUUCCGAUGAAGAAACAAACUCAUCUACAUGUUGGAUGGCCUGAGGAUGAAUACAUUUUCAUUUCUUGGAGAAAAUUCCUUUAAAAGUAGCUCAAAGGAAAUACAGACACAAGCACUCAACCCACACGAGUAACAUUACAGCUCUAAAAUGAGACCUUGUCUGUGAGCUGUCUGCAUUCAGCUUCAGUGAGCACUGUCAACAGCGCUAGACAAACACGCUGAAGAGGAAUGAUUCAAGUCCAAGGUCUGCCACAUCACUGAGAAAUAAAUAUAUGCCCACAGACUGUAAAUGACCUUUCAGUUGAUUCCGAAGUGAAAUUCCUGCACUCUAAUUUGAAGGAUGCUGCUCUGUGACCGACUGAAUGGUUUUUGUGACUGACGUUAACAUGGCGGAGUUCUUUCAAAAGAUUCGCUCUCGUGGAUAUCAGAUCAUGUGAACGUGGAGUUGAAAUAUUAAUUAGACCUCAUUGUGAUCAUGACAUUCAUGAGCUCUUUACGUUCAGCACGACACUGUUCUUCAACAUGCAGUACGUUAAAAAUGCUGUAUGUGAACAAAAAAGAUAUAUAUGCAAAUAUUUAUCCUGAUUUUAUUUGAUUGUUAAAUAUGAGGACGGUGUAAUUGCGGAGAUCAAAACACCUUUUCCUUGUUAGCGUUGUGCCUUGCGUGCAUUUAAAAAAAAAAAAUCAUGUGGUAGUGCAAUCGAAUAGAUUCAGUAUCGACCCUGGAAACUUCCGCUUGGGAUGCGUCAUCGUAAACAACCGGCUCGGUUUUACUCAUUAAAUUGAGUUGUUUUAGUGUUUUGAAAGACAUAAAAUCAUCUUUUGAUAAGUAACAUUAACCAUCGGUAUCUCAGUUGUGUUUCGAGUGAAAUUUCCCAAUGAUUUCUGGUGAAUUUUGUACAAGGUUAAAGUACAUAAAUAGGUUGUACUGUAGAUUAUUAGAGUAUCAUUUUGGUAUGUCGGUUAACUUUUUAAAACACUAAUAUUGUGUCGGUGAAGAUGCUAUUGACAGUGAUGUCAUUUUAACUGCUGGGAUGAACGAUACAAACCACAGCCUGUGGCGCUACAACCUUCACAGUGAUCGGCAGUAGUGUACAUAAAAAUGACAUUUAACGUUUAAGUUACAAACAGGUAUAAUUCAGAAUGUAAUUGUUUUGCUUUAUUUUUUUAAUCGAUAUAUUUAUAUUUAUUGUCGUCUGAGGGAACAAAAUAGCAAACGUUCAAUAACAGCACUCUGGGUUUUUGCUGACCUGAUCAUCGUUAUUUUAAAACUGCUGCAAGUAUACAUGCUACAUCUAAUCAUAGCACAGUGUUUCACCCAAAAUCUCUUGGCAAAAAAGUAUUUUGCCCUCCCUUGCAAAACUGUAUUGUAUGUUUGUAUUUAUUUUUUCUGACUGUCUCUAUCUAGUUACGAUUGUAAAGUGUAUGAUACCUUAACAUUUGCAACACACAGCUCUCUCAAUGUGCAUGUACAGCCGUAGUUGUAUUUUUCUUUUUUUACUAUUGGAAAAUGAGUACAAGACUGUUGUAUGUGUUCUGUGUAAUAAAGUUAAGAAUAUUUUCUUCUA